UAUCACUCACCCGAAAUAUUUUAACAGUGAAGAUCGCAGCCUCAUGUUUCACCAAUCACACACCAUUCAGCUACAACACUUACACAUAACAUUUCCCCAAUUUUCUUUCUCAUUUCUUUGACACCGCUAUGGCUUCUUCAAUUUCAUCUCUCUCCACUCCACACCUCACUUUCCCAAAACAAAACCUCUCCACAACCACCUUCCCUCUCAAACGCCCUUCACUUCUUCACUUCCCUUCUCAACCGUUAUGCCUCUGUCUCAACUCCAUCUCCGACGACAACCACAACUCCACCAACAACAACGACGCCGACGGGAACAACCGCCGGUGGGAUUCGGUGCUCCAGGAAUUCGUCACCGGCGCAAUUAAACAAUUCGAUUCUUAUUUGAACUUGCUUAGGGGAGGCAGCGCUGCUGCUAAAGAAGGCAGUGAUGUUCACGAUGAUGAUUGGGAUUGGAAUCGCUGGCGUCAUUAUUUCGAUCAGGUUGAUGACCAGGAACGUCUUCUCAUUAUCCUCAAGUCUCAGUUACGUCAUGCUGUAUAUGUGGAGGAUUAUGAAGAAGCUGCUAAGCUUAAGGUGGCGAUCGCAGCUGCAGCUAACAAUGACAGUGUUGGGAAAGUGAAAACUCUUCUCAAAAGAGCCAUAAAAGAAGAGCGGUACAAUGAUGCAGCUUUUUUAAGAGAUAAAGCGGGUGCUGGACUUGUGGGUUGGUGGGCUGGUAUUUCAAAAGAUGUGAACGAUCCACAUGGUCUAAUUAUUCGCAUAACUCCAGAGCAUGGAAGAUAUGUAGCAAGGAGUUAUAGUCCUAGGCAACUUGCAACAUCUGCUGCUGGUGUUCCUCUAUUUGAGUUUUUUCUUACAAUGGAUAAAAAAGGUGACUUUAAGUCGCAGGCUGUGUACCUAAAGCGAAAAGGGUCCUACCACGGUUCCCCAACAACGUCCUCUAAACCAUUGGAUGCUAGUGGGAGAUCGAGUUCAAUGGAAUCUACAGAUGACAGAAGUGAGCUGUUUGUUGUGAGUACUGAAGAUCCAGAAAGUGGUGAUGAUAGGAAUGAUGGCUCUGACCCUGCUGAGGGAAUGCCUGGAUUUCAGAAUGUCUUGAAAGAUAUGAUUCCUGGUGUGAAGGUGAAGAUUUUCAAAGUGAUAACUCCAGAGAAAGUAGACAAGGAUCUAAUGUCUAAGGUGAUUGAGGAAUUAUUUGAGGAAGAAGAGAGUGAGGAUGAAGAUGAAAAUGGAGAAGAUGACGGCGAUGAAGACGACGGCGAUGAAAACGACGGCGAUGAAGAAGAUGACAGUGAAGAUGAAGACAAGGAAAAUAAUACAGAAAUUCUGGAUCUGGAAGACAUUAAGUUGGAAACUGAUCAAGAGGGAGAUGAUGGGAUUGAGAUAAAUGGUGAUCUUGGAACUUUUGCACGUGAAGAACAGAAUGAAAUUGCUGUCAAAGUUGUCAUUGGUGGUCUUGUGCAGAAACUUUCCAGCAAUUUAUCCCCUAGAGAUUUGCUUCGAGUUCCUGCUAAGCUGGAGAUCAAGGAGCGUCGUUCAUUUUCCUUUACUGUUGAAAACGAAGUCAAUCAGCUGGAUGGUCCUGACAAAGGGAAAUCUUCAUCAGAUAAAUCAAUUAAGUUUCAAGGUCGUCGCAGAGUUGAUAAUGUUAUUUCUGAUCUUGCAAAAUUCAUUGGCAAGGAUAAAGUACCUGCAAAGGUGCUGAAAGAGGUAGGAGAAUUGAUAAGUCUCACUCUAAGCCAGGCUCAGAAUCAUCAACCAUUAUCUGGGUCAACGAUUUUCAAUCGCAUUGAAAUACCAACUUCAUUUGAUCCCUUAAAUGGCUUAUAUAUUGGUGCAUAUGGUGUUUACUCUUCUGAAGUUAUUCAAAUGAGACGUAGAUAUGGUCAAUGGCAAGAGGAUGGUAGGGCGAAGGAGACUUCAGAUCUCGAGUUUUAUGAGUAUGUAGAAGCCUUGAAAAUAACCGGGGAUCCUUAUGUACCAGCUGGCCAGGUGGCAUUUCGUGCAAAAGUUGGAAAGGGGUACCAACUUCCACAUAAAGGCAUAAUUCCUGAAGAAUUUGGAGUGAUUGCUCGCUAUAAAGGUGAAGGAAGAUUGGCAGAGCCAGGGUUUCAGAAUCCUCGAUGGGUUGACGGUGAACUGGUGAUUCUUGAUGGAAAGCACAUAAAAGCAGGGCCUGUUGUUGGAUUUGUGUAUUGGGCUCCUGAGUAUCAUUUUUUGGUCUUCUUCAAUCGGCUUAGGCUUCAACAGUAGGAUUUCAUUGUCCAUACUAUCAGAGACUUGUAAAUUCUUUCUUCAGAUUUUAGUAUGUUUCAUGUCAUAGCAUUAAUUUGUGCAUGGACUCAUCUGGUUGCUCGAACAAAAACCAUUGAACGGGCUUAUUGAGAAGCACAGGAAACAAACUUUGAAAAGGAAACCUGAGCGGAAGUAAUGAAAUGUGUAAGAAUUUAAUUAUUAAGAACAGAAGGUAUCUAUAGUUUGCAUGGCCCGUACUUUGUUACAAGUUUCUGGUUGAACCUCCCCAUCAGGUGGCCUCGUAAAAAUAUGGGUUAUAUACAGCUAUUCACAUUAGCUAAUGGUUUCGAGGAAUGCUAAGUUGUGAUGCUUCAGUGAAAGAUAUUAUCCAUCACUGCAGGCUUUUCUGUUUAAGUGUAAAAUAGCUUUCUGCCAGGCAGCAUAGAUUUUGAGCAUUGGUGGGCUGCUUGUGUAAGUGUACAGUGUAAAAUAACCAUGUACACUUAAGCUUGAUUGCCGUAGCUUAACUAAGUAUUAUGAAGGGGGAUUCAUAAUAUCAGCAUUAAAGUACAAUGUACUACUCUCUCCAUUCUACAUAUUGUAGGUGGUGUAGUGUUCACAUGGCAUCCUUCAUCAAUUUGUAUAGUGGUCCAAAUUUUUCUUGUAUGUCAUAUCCAUUUGUCAUAACUACGUAAUCAUACUUAGCCUAAUGUGUACAGGGUUUCAUUAUUCUUUCUGUUAGGAUAAAUGAAAAAUUUCAUUACAAGUAGCAUUAUUUCAUCGUGCCACUGUGGGAUAUGACAAAACCGUUGUGGUUCUUCUCAAUUCUAGCCUUACCUUCAAUGAAUGAACUUGGGAGUGUAUA
Messenger RNA from Medicago truncatula (barrel medic), 3102 nucleotides. RefSeq names its product protein EXECUTER 1, chloroplastic. Bases 129 to 2255 code for a protein of 708 amino acids. Gene Ontology annotation, cellular component: thylakoid membrane. Lineage: Eukaryota; Viridiplantae; Streptophyta; Magnoliopsida; Fabales; Fabaceae. Gene Ontology annotation, biological process: response to singlet oxygen; singlet oxygen-mediated programmed cell death. The record is from RefSeq and is a predicted model, not a curated record. The transcript has 14 exons.